Messenger RNA from Camponotus floridanus (Florida carpenter ant), 1011 nucleotides. RefSeq lists its product as uncharacterized. The transcript is spliced from 2 exons. Lineage: Eukaryota; Metazoa; Arthropoda; Insecta; Hymenoptera; Formicidae. Bases 1 to 1011 code for a protein of 336 amino acids. The record is from RefSeq and is a predicted model, not a curated record.
AUGGUGAACUUCCCUCCUGAAAUCCAGUGUUUUUUGCAAUUGGGUGAGAAUUUUAGCUUACCUCACAUCAAUACACCAAUCCUAACGAUCGAAUUUAUCAAACACAUUGAAUGCAAUCUCCGGAAGCUUUCUCCUGCAUCUAGAAUUCCCAUCAGAGAAAAAUUAAAAUCCAUCAUUAAAAAUAUUCCGUCUUAUUCGUUUCCUAGGAAUUCACAUAAUGAUUGGUUGACACGGCUUUACCUGACUGCUAAAAAUUUUCUCCAGAACAACAAAGAUCUCAUCCUCACACGGGCUGAUAAGGGUAAUGUCACGGUGGCUCUUGAUAAAUUCGACUAUUUGAACAAAGUUGGUGAUUUACUUAGGGAUGAGAACACUUAUACAAUAAUCAACAAAGAUCCUACUAAAAAACUAAUUUCCAACCUGAAAGAGCUACUAUCCAGAUGGAAAAACCAUGGUUACAUCUCUAAUACUACCUAUAAAUCUCUCCUAUUUACCGAUGGCAUCUUACCUAGAGCUUAUGGUUUGCCUAAAAUACAUAAGAUCAACAUUCCUUUCAGACUCAUUGUCUCUUCCAUCAAUAGCCCUCUUUAUUCUCUUGCCUUAUUUUUACACAAGAUCAUGAUCAAGAACUUUCCUACUGCCUCUAGUCAUAUAAAUAACAGUUUCGAUUUGGUGCAGAAUUUGGCCGAUGUUCACUUGGAUGACGACUCUUUAUUGAUCUCGUUGGAUGCGAUUUCCCUGUUUACGAACAUUCCCACGGAUUUAGCUCUUUCUAGCGUUUCUAGCAGAUGGAGUUUUAUACGUGAUGUGUGUGAUUUGCCUGAAUCUGAGUUCUUGAGUGCAGUCAGAUUUGUUUUAAACUCUACGUUUUUUACUUUUAACAACAUUAUUUAUAAGCAAACUUUCGGUACUCCUAUGGGAUCUCCCUUAUCGCCGAUUAUUGCUGACAUAGUGCUACAGGACUUAGAAGAGAAAGCUUUGAAUACUUUAAGAUUCACCCCCCGAGGUUGA